AUGGCCGAUACAAAGAAAACCCAGGCCGUUGAUGGCUUGCGCGGUCAGCCCUACGAUGACUUCAACAGCGAUGAGAGACCUGUCGCUGAUAACGGCAGUACCAUCGAUGCGCAGAAUUUUGCCUUUACUGAGGAUCGAAAGAUUGGUGUUACUGGCGCUGUCUUUUUGAUUCUCAACAAGAUGAUCGGAACAGGAACUACUGGAUCCGUGGGCAUAUGUCUUAUGCUAUGGAUCAUCGGCGGCUUCUUGACCUUUUGCGGUCUGAGCGUGUUUCUCGAAUUCGGACUCGCGAUUCCGAGAUCUGGUGGAGAAAAGAAUUACCUUGAAAGAGUCUAUCGACAUCCGAAAUACUUGGCAACCUGUGUCUUGGCCAGUCAAAUGAUUCUUCUUGGCUUCUCUUCCGGCAACUCCCUCGCCUUUGGACGCUACAUCCUUUAUGCAUCCGGUAAGGAAACACCUGAUGGAUGGGAAGCCCGCGGUAUAGCAGUCGCAUGUGUCACCUUCUCCGUCCUACUUCACAGCACGCUUCCAAAGUGGGGUAUACGUCUCUUCAAUGUCUUGGGUGUAUUCAAAGUUGUCAUCCUGUUGUUUAUAGUCUUUUCAGGCUUCGCUGCAUUGGCAGGACAUCGUCGUGUUCCAAAUCCUCACAACUUUGACAACGCGUUCCGAAUAGAAGAUGGUGAUGGCUACGGUGGCGGUGGAGCGUACGCUUACUCGAAUGCCCUUCUCAACAUCAUCUACAGUUACAAAGGCUGGGAGAACGCAAACUACGUUCUAGGAGAACUGAAGAACCCCAGAAAAACACUUGCUGUUGCCGCGCCCAUCGCCAUUGGCGGCGUGACGAUUCUUUACGUUCUCGCAAACGUGGCAUACUUUGCAGCAAUUCCCAAAUCUGAUCUCGCCAAGUCUGAAGUCAUCGUCGCUGGAUUAUUUUUCAGAAACGUCUUUGGUCAAGGUGCUGCGGCGAGGAGUCUGCCUGCGUUCGUGGCGCUGAGCAAUUUGGGUAAUGUUUUGGCUGUUUCGUUUGCCCAUGCGAGAGUGAAUCAGGAGCUGGCUAAAGAGGGCAUGCUUCCAUUCAGUCGGUUCUGGGCAUCGAACAAGCCUUUUAACUCGCCUGCUCCAUCUUUGUUCCUUCAUUGGCUUGUCACUGUCAUUGUACUCCUCGCGCCACCUGCUGGACCAGCCUACAACUUUAUUGUCAACUUAUUCAGGUACACUUACCCCGGCUCAUGGAUCAACGGCUUCGUCACUGCCGGUCUCAUCUAUCUCCACUGGAGCAAGUCUGAAAACUGGACAUCGCCAUGGCACACGUAUCUUCCGAUAUCGGUCAUUUAUCUGCUCGCCAACAUCUUUCUCGCACUUGUACCAUUCAUUCCACCAGAUGGUGACUGGAACGCGGAUGGAUAUCCCUACUAUGUCUUUCCUGUUGUCGGUGUUGGCGUUUUGAUACUCGGUGGUGUCUAUUGGGCAUUCUGGACCAAGAUUCUGCCAAGGAUUGGAGGAUACAAGAUUGUUGCUGAUAGGACGUUUGAUGAUGCUGGGGUUGAGACGGUCCGGUACCGCAAGGUUUCUGUUCGACAUCACUAG
This is a messenger RNA of Fusarium graminearum PH-1, 1587 nucleotides long. RefSeq lists its product as uncharacterized. The record is from RefSeq and is a predicted model, not a curated record. The transcript has 4 exons. The coding region runs from base 1 to 1587 and encodes 528 amino acids. NCBI's taxonomy places the organism in Eukaryota, Fungi, Ascomycota, Sordariomycetes, Hypocreales, Nectriaceae. Gene Ontology annotation, molecular function: L-amino acid transmembrane transporter activity. Gene Ontology annotation, cellular component: membrane. Gene Ontology annotation, biological process: amino acid transmembrane transport.